GGGCGAGAGCUAGGGCCUGGAUAUGUGUGUCCCCCUGUGACCGGGCCUUCCUCUACAUCCCCCAGUGUGCAGGUGGAGCUGUGCUUUGCUUACAACCAGAGUGCCGGGAACCCCAACUACAGGCGAAACAUCACCCUGGCCUACACCCUGGAGGCCGACCAUGACCGCCGCCCACCCCGGCUCCGCUUCGCCCGCAGCCAGUCCGCUGUCCUCCACGGCUUCUUCUCCAUGCCUGAGACAAGCUGCCAGAAGCUGGAGCUGCUCCUGAUGGACAACGUCCGUGACAAACUCCGCCCCAUCAUCAUCUCCAUGAACUACUCUUUACCUUCGCGGAUGCCCGAUCGCCCCCGACUGGGGCUGCGGUCCCUGGACGCCUACCCGGUCCUCAACCAGGCGCAGGCUCAGGAGAACCACACUGAGGUCCAGUUCCAGAAGGAAUGCGGGUCGGACAACCAGUGCCACAGCAACUUGCAGAUGCGGGCGGCCUUCGUGUCGGAGCACCUGCAGAGGCUGACCAGACUCCAGUACAGCAGAGACGUCCGGAAGCUUCUCCUGAGCAUCAACGUGACCAACGCCCGGACCUCUGUGCGGGCCGGGGAAGACGCCCACGAGGCGCUGCUCACCCUGGCAAUGCCCUCCAGCCUGCUAUUUUCCUUCGUGCGCCCUUCUGGGGCCUGCCAUGCUAAUGAGAGCGAAAUCCUCUGUGAGCUGGGGAACCCCUUCAAACAGAACCAGAGGAUGGAGCUGCUCAUCGCCUUCGAGGUCGCCGGGGUGACCCUGCACACAAGGGACCUUCAGGUGCAGCUGCAGCUCUCCACGUCAAGUCACCAGGAUGACCUACUGCCCGUGACUCUGACUCUGCUGGUGGACUACACACUCCAAACCUCGCUCAGCAUCAUGAAUCACCGGCUGCAAAGCUUCUUUGGAGGAACAGUGAUGGGCGAGGCUGGCAUGAAAAGUGUGGAGGAUGUGGGAAGCCCCCUCGAGUAUGAGUUCCAGGUGAACCCAACGGGGGAUGGGCUGGCGACCUUGGGGACCCUGGUCCUAGGUCUUGAGUGGCCCUAUGAGGUUGCCAAUGGCAAGUGGCUGCUGUACCCCACGGAGAUCACCAUCCACGGCAAUGGGUCCUGGCCCUGCCGGCCACCUGGAGAACUUGUCAACCCUCUCAACCUCACUUUCUCUGAUCCUGGGGACAGACCACCAUCUCCACAGCGCAGGCGGCGACAGCUGGACCCAGGGGGAGGCCAGGGAGGCCAGGGUCCCCCGCCUAUCACUCUGGCUGCUGCCAAAAAAGCCAAGUCUGAGACUGUGCUGACCUGCACCAAUGGCCGCGCCCGCUGUGUGUGGCUAGAGUGCCCCAUUCCUGAUUCCCCCGUCGUCACCAACAUGACCGUGAAGGCACGGGUGUGGAACAGCACCUUCAUCGAGGAUUAUAGAGACUUUGACCGAGUCAGGGUAAAUGCCUGGGCUACCCUGUUUCUCCGAACCAACAUCCCCACCAUCAACAUGGAGAAUCAGAGCACAUGGGUAAUGACUACGCUGCAGCUGAAGGAGGAGUUCCUGGAUGGAGAGGAUUAUAAUUUCCUCCAGGGAGCGUCUGAUCAGGAAAGCAAUGGCUCUGCCAAUUUCUACAUCAAACAAGAGCCAUGA
This is a messenger RNA of Carlito syrichta (Philippine tarsier), 1650 nucleotides long. Its product is annotated as integrin alpha-3-like. Gene Ontology annotation, cellular component: external side of plasma membrane; integrin complex. Gene Ontology annotation, biological process: cell-matrix adhesion; integrin-mediated signaling pathway; cell-cell adhesion. Gene Ontology annotation, molecular function: integrin binding. Lineage: Eukaryota; Metazoa; Chordata; Mammalia; Primates; Tarsiidae. The annotation marks the transcript as partial. The transcript has 14 exons. The record is from RefSeq and is a predicted model, not a curated record.